Molecule: messenger RNA, 1985 nt
Organism: Hypomesus transpacificus
Lineage: Eukaryota; Metazoa; Chordata; Actinopteri; Osmeriformes; Osmeridae
Exons: 7
Coding region: 407-1405 (332 amino acids)
Source: RefSeq, a predicted model, not a curated record
ACUCUGUCCUGUGGAAUGAAGGCGUGUGCGUGUGUGAAUGUAUGUGUGUAUCUUGAAACCUGUCAAUGAGUAAACAUGCUCUCUCUGUCAAACUGGGUGUGUGAAAGAGAAAGGGAGAGAUAGAGAGAGAAAGAGAUAUCAAAGUGUUUUGUGGUGAACCUAACAACCAACAACGUCUAUUCUCAACUUAUUUCUACUAAACCACUUCCAUUGGUAGCAGACCAUUUAUUUCAAUACGAAGAGGAAGAGGUGACUUUUAAUUCACGGAACUCUUAGGUUCCUGCAAGACUGACGGGCAAUUCAGUUUACCUGUGUUGAGCUGGAAGAACCCUGAUAUGGGGAUCCCAUCCUUGUAGGAGAAGAACUGGUCAGAGAAAAUCCUUCUCCAACAACUGGGUUUUUUGCCAUGGCGCUCGUCAGAGAGGUUUUAGGGUCAACAUGGACAAACCUGUCUCCAGAGACGGCCAUCUUCUCCCUCCUCCUCCUCUUUCUCCUCUCCAUCCUUCUCCUCAUCCUAUGCACCAACUGUGGCAGUCACUCCUUCGAUCUGCGCAGGAAAGAGGAUGGACCUGAGUCUCUAAUACGUGUGGUGAGACUUGAAGAUGCCCUGAGGGAGAAUCCCAUGAUCAACAAUAUCAGGAAGGACGAGAAAGAGUUUCAAACGGAGAAUGGUGGCCCUGUCACUGUGUCUGCCUCCAUUCCUCAGUCUAGCUCAGUCUCUGGGUCUGAUCUAAUUUCUGAGAUCCAGUUCGCCUCUGGACAGGACAAUGGCACCUGGUACCAACCCUGGAGGAGCCACAUGGGGGUGCCAGAACAUGAUGGUAAGGUGAACAGAGAAACCCCCUAUUUGGAGCUCUGUACACCCCAAGGCCACAUGGACUCUUUCCUCCCGUCUGCCCUCCCAUUGCUCUUUGUUGACCCACCCCAGGUAAACACCAACAGGGGGACCAUCCAUCAGCCUCGGCCCAUGGAGGAGGGCCUGGGUCUGGAAAGGAUACAGGGGGCUUCUGUGGAGGAUCUUCACCAGCACAUCUAUGAUAUUAUUGGGGGUGAUAGGAAGGUUGAAGCCCUUCCUGUGGAGGUCAUCCUGGAUGAGGUGAACCUGGUAUCCCCAGGUUAUGAGUCUACAGUGAAAAUUAGAUCAAACCCAGCCAAGCAGCCAGACAUCAACUCAGACUCGAUCACAUCGACAGAGGAUGGUUUUACCAUGCCUGUCACCUCCACCUCCUUGAUGGAGGAGGUGAAGGCAAGUUUGAGUGACAAGGACUGGAAUCCAUUGUAUGCACAGGUAAGCAGAAGGUGUAAGUGUCCAACUCCACCCCCUGUUCCACCCCCAGAGGAUGAAAAAGAGAAUGAGGUGGAGGAAUCUUCACCUCCAUUACCAGACAGGAGUGCAGAACUAUAGGGUUGACUGUGAAUUAUUUUACCUGGAGUACAUUCAUACAUUAUUUUAAAAGCUCCAUAAAUUAGGAUUGCUUUGAUAAUUCCUAAGAUUUUUUUUUGAAAGUAUCAUGUCUAAAAAUUACAAUCCAAUGUGUUUAGUUUAACUUCAAGUUUAAUUUCAGAUAAACAAUAACAAAGUUAUUGGCAACAAAAUGUGUGGUUUUCAGGCUUCUUUAACAGUGCAGACAACAUUUGACUAUAUAGUAUAUAAAACAGGAAAUCAUUAAUUAACUAUUUAACCUAUAGCAUGCUCAACAAUGUGCAUUAUUUAUAAUAUAGAAAAUGUAAUAAUAUAAAGCACCUGUAUCUAAAGUGUUACCUGUUCUUUUUUAAAUUUUCUGGUUUCUUUUACAUACUGUGGACUGUUCAUGAAGCAAAUUGAAAGUUUAACUUUGAGAAAAAAGAAUUGGGGGAAAAUAAUGCUUUCAUUACAUUUGUAUGAAUAAUUAAGUGUGAAUAAAUUGCCCAUAUUACCAAUCUUUGUACUUACAAAUGUAAAUUAAAAAAACUUUGCGUCAAUAGAAUGAACAAAAACAAGUUCA